Messenger RNA from Nerophis lumbriciformis (worm pipefish), 2388 nucleotides. Lineage: Eukaryota; Metazoa; Chordata; Actinopteri; Syngnathiformes; Syngnathidae. The record is from RefSeq and is a predicted model, not a curated record.
AUGAUCCCUAUCACUGAACUGCGGUACUUUGUGGACACACAGCCAGCCUACCGCAUCCUGAAACCAUGGUGGGACGUGUUCACAGACUACAUCUCCAUCGUUAUGCUUAUGAUCUCGGUGUUCGGGGGGACUCUGCAGGUCACCCAAGACAAGAUGAUCUGUCUGCCCUGCAAGUGGGUGGUCGAUCAGACCUGCAAGAAGAACUUAAAUUUGACAUUCACAUCACCUUUUUCUUUGGAACCCAAAGGAAUCCAGUAUGAUUUGGACCGCCACCAGUAUAACUAUGUAGAUGCUGUGUGCUACGAGACUAGAUUGCACUGGUUUGCCAAGUAUUUCCCCUACCUGGUGUUACUCCAUACCCUUAUUUUCCUAGCCUGUAGCAACUUUUGGUUCAAGUUUCCCCGCACUAGUUCCAAACUAGAGCACUUUGUUUCCAUUUUACUGAAGUGCUUCGACUCGCCUUGGACCACUAGGGCUCUUUCAGAGACGGUGGUUGAAGAAAGUGAUCCGAAACCAAUGAAAAUGAAUGGUUCUUUGGAGCACAAGGAAUCGGUUAUUAGCGAAGAUGUGGAAGCCAGUGUUCCAAUGCUCCAGAGGACAAAGACGCGCCUCGAGCAGGGCAUUGUCGAUCGAACGGAGACCGGAGUUUUAGAUAAGAAGGAAGGUGAGCAGGCUAAAGCACUCUUUGAAAAAGUCAAGAAGUUCCGAAUACACGUGGAAGAGGGAGACAUUGUAUACAGACUGUACAUCCGGCAGACAAUUAUCAAAGUCAUCAAAUUUAUCUUGAUAAUCUGCUACACAGGGUAUUAUGUGAACGAUAUUAAGUUUAGCGUUGACUGCAGCGUCGAUAUUGAGAGUCUGACCGGUUACAGCGUGUACCGCUGUGCUCAUCCGUUGGCUACACUUUUCAAAAUCUUGGCCUGUUUUUACAUUAGCUUAGUGGUGGUGUAUGGCUUCAUCUGCAUGUAUACACUGUGCUGGAUGCUGCGACGCUCUCUCAAGAAGUAUUCCUUCGAAUCGAUACGAGAAGAGAGCAGUUACAGUGACAUACCCGAUGUCAAGAAUGACUUUGCAUUCAUGUUGCACAUGAUAGAUCAGUAUGAUCCGCUGUACUCCAAGCGCUUCGCCGUGUUCCUGUCGGAAGUAAGCGAAAACAAACUGAGGCAGCUCAACCUCAACAAUGAAUGGACACUGGACAAGCUCAGGCAGAGGAUAACGAAGAACUCACAAGAGAAGCUGGAGCUACAUUUGUUCAUGUUAAGCGGCAUUCCUGACACGGUAUUUGACCUGAUGGAGCUGGAGGUUCUGAAACUUGAGCUCAUACCAGACGUAACCAUUCCACCGAUAAUCGCUCAGCUCAUCAAUCUGCGAGAGAUGUGGCUUUACCAUACGCCAGCCAAAAUCGAAGCGCCGGCGUUGGCUUUUUUGCGGGAGAAUUUGAAGUCGCUCCACAUCAAAUUCACAGAUAUCAAAGAGAUUCCUUUAUGGAUUUACAGUCUGAAGAAUCUGAGUGAACUUCAUCUCACCGGGAAUCUCAGCGCUGAGAACAACCGCUACAUUGUCAUUGACGGGCUGAGGGAGUUGAAACGACUCACGGUUCUUCGUCUUAAGAGCAAUCUCAACAAACUUCCCCAGGUGGUGACAGACGUGGGCAUGCACCUCCAAAAGCUGUCCGUCAAUAACGAAGGCACCAAGCUAAUGGUGCUCAACAGCCUGAAGAAAAUGGUCAAUCUGACCGAAUUGGAGCUGAUUCGUUGCGAUCUUGAGCGCAUCCCACACUCCAUCUUCAGUUUGCACAACUUGCAGGAGAUUGAUUUGAAGGACAACAACCUGAAGACCAUUGAGGAGAUCAUCAGUUUCCAGCACUUGCACAGGCUGGUCUGCCUUAAACUCUGGUAUAAUCAGAUUGCCUACAUUCCCAUUCAGAUCGGCACGCUCAUCAACUUGGAGAAACUGUACCUGAACAGAAACAAAAUUGAAAAGAUUCCCGGCCAAUUGUUUUAUUGCCGCAAGCUUCGCUUUCUGGACCUGAGCCAUAACAACUUAACCAUACUUCCAACCGACAUUGGCUCCCUGCAGAACCUUCAGUACCUUGCUGUGACUGCCAAUAGAAUCGAAAGCCUACCCAAUGAGCUUUUCCAGUGCAAGAAACUGCGUACUUUGAACCUGGGCAACAACUGCCUGCAGUCCCUACCGUCACGUUUCGGUGAGCUGACCGGACUGACGCAACUGGAGCUGCGAGGCAACCGUUUGGAGUGUCUGCCUGUGGAGCUGGCCGAGUGCAGGCAGCUGAAGAGAACUGGUCUCAUUGUAGAAGAAGACCUCUUCAACACUCUUCCCACAGAGGUCAAAGAACAAUUGUGGAGAACGGAUAAAGAGCAGAUCUAA